Molecule: messenger RNA, 1929 nt
Organism: Aphis gossypii (cotton aphid)
Lineage: Eukaryota; Metazoa; Arthropoda; Insecta; Hemiptera; Aphididae
Exons: 3
Coding region: 97-1512 (471 amino acids)
Source: RefSeq, a predicted model, not a curated record
UUUCUGAAAAAAAAGAAAGAAAAAAUGCUUAAUUUUUUUUAAAUUGAUAGUGGAAAUAGUUUUCGAUUAAAUUUUUGUAUAUUUAAACAUUAUAAAAUGAACAAUAAUUCAACCAAACCAAAUUGUUUAGUAAAAAAUAAUGAUAUUGACUUAAAGCCAAUAUUUCUCAGUAAUUCUGUUUAUGAAUUUUGUGACGAUAAGGAGAAUGUUGAUGACCAAUUAACGAUAUGGGGUUUGGACAAUUUGAACUCUAAUGACACACGUAAAUUAAUGUUUGAUAUGAAUUUUAAUGAAUACUCUGACAAUUUAAAUUUUGAAGAACCAAUAUUAAAUAAUAAACAAUGCAAUUGCGAUUGUACUACUACAUGGGAGCAACUUAAGCAAACUUUUGAAUUAACUGAUGAAGAAAUACUCAAGGGAUCUGAUAUAAUAAAUUGCAUGCUUACUGACGAUAUUUUUAAUAGUUUACCCAUUGACUGUAAUGACGACCAAGUUGACAAUUUAGACGAUUUUCAAUGGGAUACACAAUUACUGGAUUUUAAUGACAUAGACCAAUACCAAAACGAAAAUAUAGCCGAAAAAGAAAAAGAAUUAAAAAUGGUUAAUGAACCCGAAGUAAAGUCGACAAACAAAAAAUCAACUAAGCCUGAAAGUAAACAAAAAAACGUAACUCAAAAAAAUACCACAAAACCCAAUGAAAAAAAAGGUGUUGAUACAAUUGUUGAGUCUAAUAAACCUCGUCAAGAAACCAUUAAAAAUGAAAAUCAGAAACAGAACAUUAAAAAUAAAUCAAAAUCACCCAAGAAAAAAACUAAACGUUGUACCGAAAACGAAUUAGUAGUCUUAAAUAAUACAAAAGAAGAAAAUAGGAUAAUGAAUAUGAAGUACGUAUACACAUUUGGUGAGGAUUAUCGAGGUGGCAUAAAAUACGGUCAUAAAAAUUGCGUUAAUUUUUGGAUGCCAAUUCCGCAUAAUAAAGGUUGGAUUGAUGAUAAAUUUCUGGAAGCCGAAAGGAAAAAAACAAUUGACAAGAAAAAAUUGCAAAUUGCGCAGGAACAACAGAGCAGAAUGAAAACAAUGGAGAAUGAAAAGGCCACGAUCAAAAAAGCUAGACAGGAAAGAGCAGCGUUGCGUUUUCCCAGUUAUAACACAAACGCUAAACCUAAACCGAAAAAAGCACCAAAAGUCCCGAAAAUUAAGAAAGUGGAGGCGGUUCCCGCGUUCAAAUUGAAUAAAAACCGAGGCAUAUACACGAUCACUAUGAAUUAUUAUACGAAAGAAGGGCGAUUGGACAAGACGGAAGAACCAGUUGUGUUCAAAUUAGCUGACCACACGAAAGAAAUGGAUGGCGUGAGCUCAACUUCGAGCUUCAACGUGGAGUUCGUCACACCAGGAGCAAUCAAUUCGUUACGUCCGAAAAAACCCAUUAAACCAAAAGUCGUUAAUACUCCUAUUCCGGCCGUUGAAGCAGUCGCGCCACCAGUUAAGUCGACACCCAAAAAGAAAGCAUAAGGAAUUAUUGUCCGUUAAACGGUUUCUCGUCCGCAAUAACACCAACUGAGCUCUAUAACUAUCACUGGACUGCCAAAAUGUUACCGGAGUGGAAACAGUACAGGUACGGGUUCCAGUUCUGCAGCUGCAACGGCGCCAAGUCUGAACGGUUCAAGUUCUAACGGCAUGUUUAAACGGUUUUAGUUUUGUGUCAAAUAUGGGCUUGAUAAGUAUUGGUUCUGGAGUAGCGAUCGAAAAUCCGAAAGAGCCAAAAAAUUUCCAAUACUGAUCUGUACUACCCACGUUAUCCGUUAGUGGCAGUUCCAUACACUAUAGUAUUUUUAACUUCGUAUACAAUUUAUACAAAUUAUGCUUACACAAAAAAUUUUAGAAAAUUAUUUUUAACCAUUAAUAAAUUAUAAUAAUGAUGAAAAAAAA